AUGACACGGCAUAGCCUCUUGCCAUGGCAUCGAGGGAUUCCCGUAUUAUUUGCUUCCGCACAAGCUGUGGCGAUGGAAAACUUGUUGGCGCAAAAGUCCGUCUCCAGCAUUCAGGAGUGGCAGGACAGCCUUGCAGACGAGACGGCAGCAUUACGAGACGUCUCCUCUGAUGUUUGCUGGCAAGCUGGCUUCACAAAAGAGAAGUGUUGUCGUGGAGAUGCAUCGACCACCCCGGAAUGCUGGGAUGGAAGCUACAGCUUUGGGGAGUGCUGCCCCAACGCUGACUGCUGGGAAGGAGACUUUACCUUCGACUUCUGCUGUGGGGCAAAAUAUGGCUCGACGGGCAAUCAAGCCUGCUGGGCUGGUUCCUUCACACAUCAGCUGUGCUGUUUGGCCAAUGCGACCUCAAACAGUUGGGCAGAUGUGCUUGCAUCACAGGUCGAGACGGAGCAGUUCUACAAAAUGGAUGAUUUUUACACCGAUGCGCAGUAUGGAGAUGAGUGGGGCUAUUAUUCAAAGGGCCAUGUGCUGUUGGGUGGAGGUAAAGGCGGUCAAGGAGAGACCCAAGGCACGCAGCAAUUUGCGCACUUCACCACUUACCCUAUGGCACUAUCGCCGCACUUUGCAAGAGUAUUCUGCCGCUUGCUCUUCGUCAUGUGGGUCCAGCUCGACGAGCGCGCCCCAUUCCGCGUGGUGGAAAUGGGUGCAGGUUCCGGUCAGCUGGCCUAUGACACCCAGCAGUGCGUUCGAACCAAUGCACUGGGGCUGGCGCCCUCUGUGUGGCGUCGUUGGGCGGCGGCCUUCGAGUAUACAAUCAUGGAGAGGUCUCCGGCACUUCGCAAGAGGCAACAAUCUCGAGGACUCCGAUCGGUGGCUGGGGACGCACAAAGUACGGCCAGCUGCAAGUCCGUCUUGGCUGCCCUGGCAGCAUCAACAGCCUGCCAAGGCGCAGAAGGCUUGGAUGCUCCAGAAUGCGAGGCCAGGGAUCGAGGCACGGCAGAGGCUGGUGCUUCUGUGGUGCUCUCCAAUGAGCUGCUGGAUGCGUUUGCCCCCGUGAAGCUGCGGUUCGGCCUGUAUGGGCAGCCAAACAUCACCCACUGCGGUUCCUGGCAGGAGGUGCGAUUGGUGCACACGAUCCCAGAGGAGAGACUACGAAAUCUGUUGGCGAUCAUGGGCUUUUCUGAGGCGUGGUUAGAGGGAACGAUUCAACAAGUGCGCAGCUACACGGAGACCACAUUCUGCGCUAUGGCCAACACAUCGAUAGGCUAUGAGGCGCAGCAGAAGGUCGAUGUUAACACAUCUUGCUUGGCAAUCGCCUUCAGCUUGAGUGAACUGGUGAACCACCUGGACCUUGGAAUCCCUUUCGCGUCGCACAACAUGCGGAUGAGAAUCAGGAAGGACUCGAAGCUGUCUGAUCGCUUGCGCACGAUCACCAGCCGUCUUGAUAGUGAACUACAGGCGUCGGUGGCGCUGCCUCGCGACAUCUACCGCCAGAUCCGUCACCAACUUCGCGACUUGCCGGACGUUGAGGCGGAGUUUCUGCAUGCCACGCAGACCCACUUGCUGCCAGUCUCCCUGUCAGAGGAUCGAUGCGAAGAGCUUGCAUGGUGGUUUGACGCCCACGAGCCACGCAUCGCCAGACUGGCGCUAUUCUAUCGCAAGCUGGGCUAUCCGGCCCUUCAUGUUGUGGUGCGGCCAGGGGAGGACAACUUCAUCGAUUUGGUGGAUUGCCUGCUGGGGCCAACUGGUGGCUACAAGCUUAGCCUGGACUACGGUGCCAACUUCGAGGGGCUCGCGCACAGCCUCAGUGUCGAUGGGGACAAUGAUGGUAUCUUCGUGCCACCGAUCCCACAUGAACUUAUGGCUGGCUUGCCAGAAUGCCACAACUUUUGGCCAAAAUGCGCCGGGCGCAUUGACUGGACAACCUUCGUGGAUUUCACAAACCUAGCAGCGGCGGGCGAGAGACGUGGAUGGCGAACUCUGUUCUAUGGUCCGCAGAAUCUUCUGGAACAGCUGAGCCGGUUGAACUUAACCCUGAACGCCCAUCAGCUGCACCAUUUCCGGCUGAAGUGCAUCUUGAUACUGUUGUGGCAUGAGGUGAGCGCGGGUGAGUGUCAGUGGGUGACCGCAACUAAGGGCAGGUCCUACUCAGUGCCCGGAUAUGCAGUCCUGCAGGAUGACUGGAUCUCCCGACACAUAAAGGGCUGGUAUGGAAGGGAGAGUGACAUGGACGGCACUGGUGUGCAGAGGUGGACAUCCUUCAAAGCCUUGCUGCUGGAAAAGCCAUCCACAAGGCAGAUGCCAAGACCAAUCCUAUUCCCGUCCUGGCACUUGGACACACGAUUGGUGGAUCCGUGUUGGAGUUUCGACCCCUCAACAGUACCGCUUGCCGAUUGGCUCCCCAGGCAAGACAGCGAUCCGCAUGCUGCGCUAUUGAAGCUUACCGACGAGAUUAACAGCGGACUCGGAAGGCAGUACGCAGAAGGCUACGAAGAGGCCCAGUUGGGCGUUCGCCUUGUGGAUUUCAUCGUUGCCAAGUCUGGCUGUGACAUGCUGCGCCCCGAGAAUGCGGCCGCGUUGCUGGAGCGUCCCAGCAAUUGGCAAGCGCUGAGCGGGCGGCGAUUACUGCGAAAGUGGGGCGAGAUGUGGGGGGAGGAGACGGUCUCACGGGUGGCCCUGGAGCUCUUCAAGCGAUUGGCAGAGGAUGAAUCGCAGCCACCAGCCUCUCCUUUCGCCUGUGCUGGCCAGCAAGCAAUGAUGUUGUUGUGCAACUCUCCUGGGGGUGGCAGCAAGAUCGGACCAGUACGCUAG
Molecule: messenger RNA, 2811 nt
Organism: Symbiodinium natans
Lineage: Eukaryota; Dinophyceae; Suessiales; Symbiodiniaceae
Source: the annotation of a GenBank genome assembly